GCAAAGAACGGUGACAUAGACCCGACCGUGCAGGAUGAAGAUGAUAGAGGAAUCUGGGGAUCACAAUGGGAGUUCCUUCUCUCGUGUAUCGGCCUAUCUGUCGGGAUCGGAAAUGUGUGGCGUUUUCCCUAUCUCGCCUACGAUAAUGGCGGCGGUGCCUUUCUCAUACCAUACAUAAUUGUGCUGCUGUUGGUGGGAAAGCCCAUGUACUACAUGGAGCUUGCGCUGGGACAAUAUGGCGGCGAGGCACCCUUAACCAUCUUUUCUUGCGUGCCCAUCGCUAAAGGUGUCGGCGCUGCUAUGGUCAUGGUCUCCCUGAUAGUAGCGAUUUAUUACAACGUGAUAAUGUCCUACACGCUAUACUACAUGUUUGCCUCCAUGCAAAAAGUAUUACCAUGGACGACAUGCAAUAAUGAAUGGAACACGAAGUACUGUUACGUGAGGGGUGAAAACAUCACAUACUUCACGAAUCUGAUCGCCAACACGAGUUUGACAUUGAAAACGGCCGCAGAAGAGUAUUACAACAACAAGGUACUCGGAGCUAACGUGAUCGAGGAUGGAGUCCAGGUCUCGUCCUACAACAUCGCGAAUCUCGGCCCCAUCAAGUGGGAUGUCGUCCUCUGCUUGCUCCUGUCCUGGAUCGUCGUCUUCGCCUGUCUCAUGAAGGGUAUUAAGUCAUCCGGCAAGGUAUGCGCGCCGUGGGUGUGUCUACCUCCUGUCGGUGUGCUCAUCUACGUGCUAAUGUCCCUGCACACGAAAAUAGACGAGAAUGCCGAGCUCAUCGAGCAGGAUUUGGAGCCGCUGAAUGAGAAGGAACUGAUAAUCAAAGACAACGUCAUCGGCACCAUGGUGUAG
Molecule: messenger RNA, 855 nt
Organism: Priapulus caudatus
Lineage: Eukaryota; Metazoa; Priapulida; Priapulimorpha; Priapulimorphida; Priapulidae
Product: sodium-dependent proline transporter-like
Exons: 6
Coding region: 205-855 (216 amino acids)
Biological process (GO): sodium ion transmembrane transport
Cellular component (GO): membrane
Molecular function (GO): L-amino acid transmembrane transporter activity
Source: RefSeq, a predicted model, not a curated record